CAGUCCGCCAAAUUCGUGAAAAUGGCAGUGAUCUUGUACUUUUUCAUCGGUAUUUUAAGUAUUAUUGUAUUAUUACUCUUUGACUACGUAAAAAACAUUCAAUUUUAUAGACAUGCUGCCAAAAUCCCGGGGCCAAAGGCUUACCCUAUUGUAGGAAAUGGUCUUAGUUUUAUUGGAAAGGAUACCUCUGCUGCUUACUAUGCAGCAUUGGAUAUUAUUGAACGAUAUGCUUCGCCAAGUCGAGUGUGGUUUGGCAAUCAACUUUUUGUUUCAAUUUCCGAACCUGAUCAACUGAAAACUAUAUUAACAAGUCCAAAAAGCAUGGAGAAACCUGUUGUAUACGAAUUCGCUCGGCCCUGGUUCGGCAAUUCAUUGAUUCUUGCUCCAGCUCCAAUAUGGCGUGCUCACCGGAAAUUGAUUCUACCUGCUUUUAAUCCUCAAACGCUACGAACAUUUUUGCAUAUUUUCGAUAAACAUGCAAAGUCGAUGACAGAGAAAAUGGAAAAAGAACUUGGUGAAGGUGAAUUUAAAAUUCACACCUAUAUGGUAUCUUAUUCCUUAGAUGUUGCUUUGGAAGGUGCUAUGGGUAUUUCCGAAUCUUCCGACUCAAAAAUGUACACACAUUAUAGUGAAUGUGUAAACAGAGCCUUCGAACUGAUGAUGAAGAGAGCUUACAGACCUUGGCUACAUCCAGAUAUAAUUUUCAAUUUAACAAAAAUGUCAAAGGAUUUCUACAAUUGCAUUAACUGGAUGCACAGUACAGCACAUUCUAUAAUUGAAAAGAAAAAAAUUAAUUUGGAAAAACCUAAUCGAGUCGAAAAGGCAACAGAUGAGUUUUCAGGUGAAAUUUCGAAUCAAAGAAAAGGAUUUUUGGAUUUACUCUUAGACCUAAAAGACAAACAGAAGUUCUCUGAACAAGACAUUUGUGAUGAAGUAAACUCAAUGAUAGUGGCGGCGUAUGACACUGUGGCAGUUACUCUUCAGUAUUUAAUGUUGGCAUUGGCAUCCUAUCCUGAUGUUCAGGAAAAAUCAUAUCAGGAGUUGAAGGACAUUUACGGUGAGGUAAUUCCAGAAAAAUUUUCUAUUACGAUUGAAGACUUAAAACAAAUGAAGUAUACAGAAAGAGUGAUUCAAGAAUCAAUGAGGCUGCUUCCCGCCGCACCAUUACUUUUAAGAAAAGUAGAAGAAGAACUUGAAAUUGGAGGCUACACAUUGCCGAAAGGUACCAAGGCUAGCUGCUGUAUAGGAAGAAUCCAUCGCGAUGAAAAAUACUGGCCUGAUCCGCUCAAAUUUGAUCCUGAUAGGUUUCUUCCUGAAGAAGUCGCGAAACGGAAUCCAUACUGUUAUUUGCCCUUUAGUGGUGGAACAAGAAACUGCAUAGGUUCUGCAUAUGGAAUGAUGGAGAUGAAGACAGCUGUAGCUAGAAUUCUUCUGAAAUAUAUUAUAAAAAAGAAACACAUUCAACCCAUCGCAAACAUUAAACAGAGGGUGGAAGUUAUUGCUCAUCCUGUUGAACCAAUUACGAUAGAAAUUGUGGAAAGAAUACCAAACGCACAUAAUGGUGAAUUUUCCGACGACAGUUCGAACCAAAGAAAACUAUUUUUAGAUAUACUUUUAGACUUACAAGAAAAACAGAAAAUAUCUGAUCAAGACAUUUGUGAUGAAGUAAACUUAAUGAUUGUAGCGGCUUAUGACACCGUGGCGGUUACUCUUCAGUAUAUAAUGUUGGUCUUGUCUUCCUAUCCUGAUGUGCAGGAAAAAUUAUAUCAGGAGUUGAAUCAAAUUUACGGUGACGUAAUUCUGGAAAAUAUUUCUGUUACGAGUGAAGACUUAAAACAAAUGAAAUAUACAGAAAGAGUGAUUCAAGAAUCAAUGAGACUGUUUCCCACCGCACCACUUGUUUUCCGGAAAGUAGAAGAAGAUAUUGAAAUAGAUCCUUCUUUUUCAGGAGGCUGUACAUUACCAAAAGGGAGCACGGCUUUCUGCUUUAUAUCAAAGGUUCAUCGCGACGAAAAAUACUGGCCUGAUCCACUAAAAUUUGAUCCUGAUAGAUUUCUUCCUGAAGAAGUCGCGAAACGGAAUCCAAACUGUUAUAUGCCCUUUAGUAGUGGGCCAAGAAACUGUAUAGGUUCUGUAUAUGCAAUGAUGAUGAUGAAGACAGUUCUAACGAGAAUUCUUCUUAAAUACAUUGUGAAGAAACAAUACAUACAACCCAUCAUAAACCUUAAACAAAGAGUGGAUGUCUUAUCUCAUCCCGUUGAUCCAAUUAUGAUACAAAUUGUGAAAAGGAUACCAAACACAUCUAAUAGUUAA
Belonocnema kinseyi is the source of this 2313-nucleotide messenger RNA. Its product is annotated as cytochrome P450 4C1-like. The coding region runs from base 22 to 2313 and encodes 763 amino acids. NCBI's taxonomy places the organism in Eukaryota, Metazoa, Arthropoda, Insecta, Hymenoptera, Cynipidae. Gene Ontology annotation, molecular function: oxidoreductase activity, acting on paired donors, with incorporation or reduction of molecular oxygen; iron ion binding; monooxygenase activity. The transcript is spliced from 17 exons. The record is from RefSeq and is a predicted model, not a curated record.